CAACCCACCCUCAUCUUCAGACACAAGAUGGAAAGACAGAGCAGAGACAGUGAUCAUCGGAGGCGGCUGCGUGGGUGUGAGCCUGGCUUAUCACCUAGCCAAAGCGGGGAUGAAGGACGUGGUCCUCCUGGAGAAGUCGGAGCUCACUGCUGGAUCUACCUGGCACGCAGCAGGUCUAACAACUUACUUUCAUCCUGGAAUCAACUUGAAGAAAAUACACUAUGACAGCAUCAAACUUUACGAGAAACUGGAAGAAGAAACUGGACAGGUGGUGGGAUUCCAUCAGCCCGGUAGCAUCAGAAUUGCAACAACUCCUGUAAGGGUAGAUGAAUUUAAAUAUCAAAUGACUCGGACUCACUGGCAUGCAACAGAACAGUAUAUUAUUGGGCCUGAAAAAAUUCAAGAGAUGUUCCCUUUACUCAACAUGAACAAGAUUUUAGCUGGACUGUAUAAUCCUGGAGAUGGUCACAUCGAUCCUUACUCUCUAACGAUGGCCCUGGCUGCUGGGGCUAGGAAAUACGGUGCCCUUUUGAAAUACCCCGCACCGGUGACUUCUCUGAAACCCAGGGCAGAUGGGGCGUGGGAUGUUGAAACACCACAGGGAUCUGUGAGAGCAAAUAGAGUUGUGAAUGCUGCAGGAUUUUGGGCCCGUGAAGUGGGUAAGAUGGUGGGACUGGAACACCCUCUCCUUCCCGUCCAGCAUCAGUACGUCGUUACUUCCACCAUCCCUGAAGUGAAGGCUUUGGAGCGAGAGCUCCCUGUGCUCCGUGACCUGGAGGGCUCGUACUACCUCCGACAGGAACGGGACGGGCUCUUGUUUGGUCCGUAUGAGAGUCAGGAGAAAAUGAAGGUUCAGGACUCAUGGGUCACCAGUGGCGUCCCUCCAGGGUUUGGAAAGGAGCUCUUUGAGUCCGACCUGGACCGGAUCAUGGAGCAUGUCGAAGCUGCCAUGGAAAUGGUCCCGGUCUUGAAGAAGGCGGACAUCAUCAAUAUCGUCAAUGGCCCUAUCACGUAUUCUCCUGACAUCCUGCCUAUGGUGGGUCCCCAUCAGGGGCUCAGAAACUACUGGGUGGCCAUAGGCUUUGGAUACGGCAUAAUCCACGCUGGCGGGGUAGGGAAAUACCUCAGUGACUGGAUCCUGCACGGAGAGCCUCCUUUUGACCUGAUAGAAUUGGAUCCCAAUCGCUAUGGGAAAUGGACGACCACUCAGUACACUGAGGCCAAAGCCAGGGAGUCAUACGGAUUCAACAAUAUUGUUGGGUACCCCAAAGAAGAGCGGUUUGCCGGGAGGCCGACUCAGCGAGUCAGUGGGCUUUACAAGACCCUGGAGUCGAAAUGUUCCAUGGGCUUCCACGCGGGCUGGGAGCAGCCGCACUGGUUCCACAGGCCCGGCCAGGACCCGGGCUACAGGCCAAGUUUUCGCCGCACAAACUGGUUUGAGCCAGUGGGCUCUGAGUAUAAACAAGUUAUGCAAAGAGUAGGGGUGAUUGACCUGUCACCAUUUGGCAAGUUUAACAUCAAAGGCCAAGAUUCUAUUAGACUGUUGGACCAUCUCUUUGCAAAUGUCAUCCCAAAGGUGGGUUUUACAAACAUAAGUCACAUGUUGACACCGAAAGGUCGAGUAUAUGCUGAGUUGACUGUUUCUCACCAGUCUCCUGGGGAGUUUCUGUUAAUAACUGGAUCUGGAUCAGAACUUCACGAUCUUAGAUGGAUUGAAGAAGAGGCAGCCAGAGGUGGAUAUGAUGUUGAAAUUAAAAACAUAACCGAUGAGCUGGGAGUCCUUGGAGUUGCGGGGCCACAUGCAAGAAAGGUCCUUCAGAAACUGACCUCUGAAGAUCUUAGUGAUGAUGCCUUCAAGUUUCUUCAAACCAAGUCCUUAAAGGUUUCCAACAUUCCUGUCACUGCUAUUAGGAUAUCCUAUACUGGUGAGCUGGGCUGGGAGCUGUACCACAGACGAGAAGAUUCUGCCGCACUCUACGAGGCCAUCAUGGGUGCAGGCCAGGAGGAGGGGAUCGACAACUUCGGAACAUACGCCAUGAAUGUCUUAAGGCUGGAGAAAGCGUUCAGAGCCUGGGGGUCGGAGAUGAACUGUGAUACAAAUCCCUUGGAAGCUGGACUGGAAUAUUUUGUAAAGCUAAACAAGAUCCGCACAGGUUUACAGCACCAAAUAAUCUGGGCCUGUCAGCCCAGCUGCGUUCCUCUGGAUGAAAAACUCCUGCCCCAGCUCCUGAAAGAAGCGGGCUACGCUACGCACAUGGUCGGGAAAUGGCACCUGGGAAUGUACCGGAAAGAAUGCCUUCCAACCCGCCGAGGAUUUGAUACCUACUUUGGAUAUCUCCUAGGUAGUGAAGACUACUAUUCCCAUGAGCGCUGUGCGUUUAUCAAAGCUCUGAAUGUCACACGAUGUGCUCUUGAUUUUCGAGAUGGCGAGGAAGUUGCAACAGGAUAUGAAAAUAUGUACUCAACAAACAUAUUUACCCAAAGGGCUAUAGCUCUUAUAACUAACCACCCACCAGAGAAGCCUCUAUUUCUCUACCUCGCUCUCCAGUCUGUCCACGAGCCCCUUCAGGUCCCCGAGGAAUACCUGAAACCGUAUGACUUUAUCCAAGAUAAGAACCGGCAUCACUAUGCAGGGAUGGUGUCCCUCAUGGAUGAAGCAGUGGGAAAUGUCACUGCAGCCUUAAAAAGCCAUGGGCUCUGGAACAACACAGUGUUCAUCUUCUCCACAGAUAACGGCGGGCAGACUUUGGCCGGGGGCAAUAACUGGCCCCUUCGAGGAAGAAAGUGGAGCCUGUGGGAAGGAGGCGUUCGCGGGGUGGGCUUCGUGGCCAGCCCCUUACUGAAGCAGAAGGGUGUGAAGAACCGGGAGCUCAUCCACAUUUCCGACUGGUUGCCAACGCUGGUGAAGCUGGCCGGGGGCAGCACGAAUGGUACCAAACCUCUGGACGGCUUCGACGUGUGGAAAACCAUCAGUGAAGGAAGCCCAUCCCCCAGAGUGGAGCUGCUGCAUAACAUCGACCCAGACUUUGUGGACAUUUCUCCAUGUCUUGGGAACAGCACGGCUCCAGCAAAGGGUGACUCUUCUUUUCCAGAAUAUUCAGCCUUCAACACAUCUGUCCAUGCUGCAAUUCGAUACAAAAACUGGAAACUCCUCACGGGCUACCCAGGCUGUGGUCACUGGUUCCCUCCACCGUCUCAAUACAAUGUUUCUGAGAUACCCUCACCGGAUCCACCGACCAAGACCCUCUGGCUCUUCGAUAUUGAUCGAGACCCAGAAGAAAGACAUGACCUAUCCGGAGUGUAUCCCCAUGUGGUCAAGCAGCUCCUUUCCCGGCUGCAGUUCUAUCACAAACACUCGGUGCCCGUGUACUACCCGGACCAGGACCCCCGCUGUGACCCCAAGGGCACUGGGGUUUGGGGCCCUUGGAUGUAGGAUUUGGGACAGCCUUGGGGUGGGGGCUAGAAAACCUUCCUGUUGCAAGUUGGACUUCAGCUCUUGACUCGUGUGACUCUCAUCUCAUUUGAUCUCCCAACCUGGGUUCACCUGGCCCUUCUCUUGCCCGUAAACCACAUCGACAUGUCUCAUUUCAACCCCUCGUGCAUUUAAGAAGCUGAUAAAAUCUGGAACCCUCCCGCUGCUGGCCGGGGCGUGCGUCUGGAGGAGAGGGUGAUUGGGUUCAUCCCCUUUUUCCGGAGCUGUGGGACAGCUGGGAGCUUGAUUUGAAAUAGGAAGUUACUGAGUCCUGGAGGCCGGAGCAGCUGGCUCCUUUUGCCUCACAAGUCAGAUGUUAGGUUUCCCUCUGCCAAUAGCCAGCUUUUAUUGGAGUGACUCACAUUUCUUAUAACAAAUGAAGGGCGCAGACAAUUGUUAAUGGUCCUGUUGGCCAGGGGAUCUCCCUGUCUGUGAGGGAUCAUGUCCAGGCAUUCCGCGUGAGUACCCGCGUGGUCACCCCUCACUCGCUCACCUCAUCACUCAUCCCGUCAUGGAGCAUAAGGCCCAUUUCACUGCUAAGGUCACUAUGGCAGUAUGCCUACUCCUUGGUUCUGGUUUUUACAAUAAAGAACUGUGUUUUUAUCCCCAAGUUUUCCCCCAGCCAUUGCUCAUUUUGUCUAGACUUCCUGCUACCCCCAGCUCCCCUGUGGCUUUUUCCCUCCCCUUCCUUUUGACUCAGGCGUCCUGUGCCUGGGAAGGCGGCUCUGCUUCACGCUGAGCACCACUGGGUUUUGGAGCACUGAGCCCUGCCUUCCUUUUGCCCCCAACACCCAAGUGAGGGCCCUGCCCAGAGAAGGCGGGCGGCCUGGCUCUGUGAGCACCCUCAUGGUAGACAGGAAGAGGCCUGGGCAGGCGAGGCUUGGGUCUGUGUAUCUGUCUGGUGAGGAUUUUCCAAGUUACAUGGAGUUUAUUAUCAUGCUUGUGGCUUUGGCUCAUGACAUACUAAGAGUUGCAUGGCUCUUCCCAGCAGUGAGGAAAAGCCCCAGGAAAGGUACUGUUGUUCUGAGAUGAUGGAGGUGGAGAGUCUGAAAAAGGAAAUGGCCAGCAUCCGGGACACUGGGCCUUGGUAAAAUCAGGAGGGCACAUCCACUUUUCUCUUGUUCUCCCAGCUUUACUGCUUUUAUUGAGGUUCUGGGGUGGGGGACAGAGGAUGCACAGUGUGACCUGCCAGCCCUUUAUCAGUCCCACGAAUGUCCCACUGACAUGGAUCGGUCCAGAUUAGCCCCAAAGAGUAACAAGACUCAGAGAAAUGUGUGCGAAAGCUGUGUUCUUUUUUGCAUUAGCCACUGUUUCAUUAAUUGCUAUCACCAGUGCCUGAGUACCUGGUACAUAGAAGGCACUCAAUACCCUUUUUAAAAAAUAAAUGAAUGAAUGGACAAAUGAGCACUUGAGAAAGUCUCACACCAUGAAAGGUCGUAGUCCAAUGAGCUGAAUACAGGGAUAAUAUAAAUACCUUCCAACAAUUGCUUUUCUGUUCUCAAGCUGCCCUCCUGGGGUAGGAGCACAGUCAUAGGACAGACACACCAUAGUAACAGUUAUAAUGUCCUGGGAGGGGGGACGGAAUAUGCCUACCAAAGGGACUCUUCUUUUGCCAGUAACCUCAGUUCUAUCUGUUCUUCAUAGGACACUAGAAACCAACCCCACCAAGUAAUAUGAAUAGGUGCUGGCAUAGCCAUCCUUCAAUUCAGUAGCUGUAUUUUCUGGUCGCUACUAACUUGGAUUGUAUUAAAUAGGAUGAUUGGAAGGAAAUGGUGCUGGAACUAAUGAUGCCUAUUACCAACCUAUACCGUCUCCUGGGUUGGCAGACAGCCGGCCGAAAUGCCGUUACUUCUCACUACCAAUCCUGUGGCAGAUUUAUGAACUAACUGAGCCCACAUGUUCCUUCUGGAUCCUCCUAAUUCCAGCACUGUAGGUAGCUAUUAAGACUGUAAGGUUGGAGGCAUCACUAGGUGAGCCUCUUUGCUCCUCCUGCAGUCCUCCCAGCAGCUGGCCCAGAUUUUGGCUCCUUGAUUGCUGUGUACAGCAUGCAUGUUUGGCACUCGGUAUUUAAAAGGAGUUUUAAAGAUUGAUUUUCUGUAACACUUUUAUCUGAGAUUUUAUCCAUAAUAGAAUGCAUCUCAUUAGAUUUUCUGUACCAGACUGAACAGAUUCAUAUGUUGUCAUUAGCAGUAUUAAUGUUAUUUCUUUCUGAAUUUGUUUUUUUAAAGAAGGGUUUUGUUUAUUUAAUUGUUUUUCUUUGUAACGUCACAAUUGUUCCACAUAUGGGGCAACAAAAAAUUAAAUUUAUCUUUCAGAAUGUGUCAGCCAUGAGUGUGGGGUUUCCAUUUGUGUCAUGAAAAGUUUCUGGAACUAGAUAGAAGCAAUGGUUGCACAACAUCCUGAAUGUACUUAAGACUCUGGAUUGUACACUUUAAAAUGGUUAAAAUGAUAAAUUUUAAGUUAUGUA
Miniopterus natalensis is the source of this 5939-nucleotide messenger RNA. NCBI's taxonomy places the organism in Eukaryota, Metazoa, Chordata, Mammalia, Chiroptera, Miniopteridae. The record is from RefSeq and is a predicted model, not a curated record.